AUGGUUACUGUGGAUGUGGCUGCUGGAGUUGUAGGAAAUUGGAAGGAGACAUAUCAGUGGAUACCUAUAUUUGGCGGCAUAGCUGCAAUCUCAUUGGCUUUUUCCGCUGCUGCAAACAACGUUCCAACUUCAUUCUCGUUGCCGGUAGGGUCAGGGUCUCUGACAUUUCUGAAGGCAGCAAUACUGGCAUUUAUGGUCUACAUUCCCGGAACAGCCUUGGCAAGCAGUGGUUCUAUUAGUACACUUUUCUCUGAUUUCCUUAGAGAGAAUCAACCAAUUCAAGGAUUCUUAAUGUGGAGUAUGGUAGUUGUUCUCAUCACAGCAACACUAUGGCUGGCAAUUGCAACUUAUUUCGAGCUACCAGUGUCAUCUCAGCAGUCAACACAAGGUGCCCUUCUAGGGACAAUGCUUGUCAGUGAAGGUUUUGGCUUCAUACCUUUCUGGAACAAGAAUGGAUAUCAUAAGUUCAAUGGUGGUGGUCUUCUCUGGAUUUUCCUCGAAUGGACUGUGGCUCCUAUAGUAGCUUGUGCUGCUGCAUUUUUAUUCUUUAAGAUCCUGAAGGUUGCUCUUCUAUCUCAUGAAAAUUCAGAGAAAAGGAUCCUGAUUUUCCUCCCUAUUUACUAUGGAAUGGCCGCUGGACUGCUUUGCUUUUUUAUCAUGUAUCAGAUUCUACCAAAUCUUAUGGUGGUCAACAUGUGGACUAUCGUCAUUGCUGUCACAUUGUCCACCUUGAUUGGAGCAGUUUCAUCUUCGUUUGUGGUGGUUCCUUUUGCUAGAACAAGAAUGGCUUCUGUUCCGCGAUUCAAGACGAUGAAGAGAACAAAAUCUAUGGAGCAAGAAGGCUUAGAAAACCAAGAUGAAGCCUCUGAUGCUAAAGUUGAAGAAAUGCUGAGAGAUUUCAUGCAGAUGAGAGUUCUUGAUACAGUCUAUGAAGAGGAGGAAAAGAGCUGGGCUUCACCUGAAAAUGCAGCAGGUAGUGAACAUGCUCAAUCAAAUUCUCAGCUGGGAUCAACACCAUUAAGACAACUGCUUGAGUUGACACCUAAUCAGUUGGUUAAACCAAGAAACUUCGAUAGCAUUGAGAGAGAGACUGUCUUCGAUGCUAUUCGACAUUCUGUUAAAUCUAUCCUUUUUCCUGUCAUACAGUACGACAGACCUACUCUAAUACGCCAUGCUAUAGUAGAAAAUUUUGAUGAUAUGGAAGACUUCUUUGGUUUCCACUGCUUCUAUCAUCAUGCAUAUUUGCGUAGGCUUAUCCAAUCUGCAAACGAGAUUGCUCCUCUAAUGAGCCCAUUCAGUGCCAUUCUUGAUGUUUUUAAGCACAGAACAAGAGUUCAAUGGUGGAUUAGAGCAAUUGGAGGACUUGGUGCAUCUACCGGAUUCCUUCUUUGUGGCUGGCGUCUUACACAAUGCCUUAGCAGCAGGCUGACAUACGUUAGUAAUUCAAGGGGACUGGCCUCACAGUUGUCUACUGUGGCAACAAUCAUCAUUGUUUCCAGAGUGAAGCUUCCAGUGUCAAGUUUGCAUGCUUUUGUUGGAGCUUUAGUAGGAGUUGGGCUUGCUGAUGAAUCACGGAAUGUGAACUGGAAGCUCCUGCUGAAAUUCCUCGGUGGGUGGAUUGCUACAAUCAUAUUCUGCUCUACUGUGGCUUAUGGCAUCUACUCUGCUUCAACACACUCUCCAGCAUACGUGGAGGUUCCAGAUGCAUAUAGUAACGCUGCUGCACUUAAAGCAUACCCAAAUGUGAGGCUGUCUUUCAAGGCAGUUAAAUUGUGGCUGAUGGACAAAGCUAUACUACCCAUCGAAAAUUCUGUUGGUGGGAGUAUCCACCGUAAUUACGACUUAAUCCUCUUCCACGAGCUGCACAUAGUGGGGGAGGUGUAG
Molecule: messenger RNA, 1884 nt
Organism: Coffea eugenioides
Lineage: Eukaryota; Viridiplantae; Streptophyta; Magnoliopsida; Gentianales; Rubiaceae
Product: sodium-dependent phosphate transporter 1-like
Exons: 13
Coding region: 1-1884 (627 amino acids)
Biological process (GO): L-phenylalanine biosynthetic process; phosphate ion transmembrane transport
Cellular component (GO): membrane
Molecular function (GO): prephenate dehydratase activity; phosphate transmembrane transporter activity
Source: RefSeq, a predicted model, not a curated record